Messenger RNA from Salmo salar (Atlantic salmon), 7369 nucleotides. RefSeq names its product early endosome antigen 1 (gene eea1). Gene Ontology annotation, molecular function: 1-phosphatidylinositol binding; metal ion binding. Lineage: Eukaryota; Metazoa; Chordata; Actinopteri; Salmoniformes; Salmonidae. Gene Ontology annotation, cellular component: early endosome. The record is from RefSeq and is a predicted model, not a curated record. Gene Ontology annotation, biological process: endocytosis.
GAGCCCAUCCCACUCGCCCCCUCACAGCUGCUGUACCAAGCAGUGGGCUUGUCAUGUGUACGGAGUAACCAACAACGGCGUAAACUUUUCAUUUGGAAGGUCGAUCGCAUUUCAUUUGACAGCCAAACACAAAUCGAUACCAUGCUUAGACGAAUACUUCAAAUGACUCCUGGGAAAGGAGGCUCUCAGAACUCUGAGUCAGACCAGCCCAGUGCAGACCUCAACAAUGACCAGACCUCUGAGGGGUUCAUCUGUCCCCAGUGCAUGAAGUCCCACAACUCAGCAGAGGAGCUAUUCAAGCACUAUGAGCUGUACCACGAUUCAGGAGACCAGCCCUCACACACGGGCCCUGGCCGUGAAGACCUUGUGCUUCUCCGGCAAGAGUUGCAAGAACUGCAGACUUCGCUCAAGGAGGAGAAAUGGUUCUCUGCGGAGUUGAAGAAGGAACUAGACAAAGUGCAAGGACACCUGAAGCAAGGUCCACAGAAUGAUGGCCAGACAGGAUUAGAGGAUUCUGCCUUGGCGAUUAAGCUGAACGAGGCAGAGACAGAAACGUUCAACAUCAAGCAGAUGAAAGACCUGUUUGAGCAGAAGGCUGCCCAGCUGGCCACAGAUAUUGUGGAUGUCAAGUCUCGUUAUGAUGAGGAGAAGAGCCUGAGAGAGGCUGCAGACCAGAGGCUGGCGAACCUGAGCCAGGAACUGCAGAGAGAGAGGCAAGACAAGGACCGGCUCCACACUGAACUGCUGCAGCGGCCAGGAGUGGAGGACGUGGAGGUACUGCAAAAGGAGCUGAUUCAGGUGCAGACGUUGAUGGACAGGAUGACACGCGAGAGGGAGGAGGAGUCAGAACACCUCAAGAGCAAAUAUGAGCAGCUGCAGGCUGACCACACCAGCUCAGAGAUCCGGAAACUGGAGAAGACCAUCUCCCAGCUGAAGGCAGAGCUAGAGAAGGGACCUCAGGAGGCAGCCGUGUACACCCAGCAGAUUCACCAACUCCAGAGCUCUCUGAACAACCUGCAGCAACAGAGCCAGCUGCUUUCAGAGAAGCUGCUGCGCAGGGAGAAGGAGUUUCAGGAGCUGGAGGAAGGCCUGAGGGCCGAGCAGGUCUCCAAGAAGACAGCCCAGGCCAGCCUGCACCAGAGGGAGCUGGAGGUGCAAGAGCUCCAGGCCCGGGCAGUGGGUGCCGAGGCCAGCCUGCAGAGAGCCCAGGCAGAGCUGGGGGAGCGGGGGGAGGAAGCCGAGAGGCUCCGAAGGGAGGUGGCUGAGCUGGAGGCCAAGCACAGGGUUGUGAAGACUGAGAGGAAGCAGCUGCAGCAGCAGAGGGAGGAGAGGGAGAGCCAGGGCCUGGCGCAGCAGAGUGAGAUCUGCCAGCUGCAUGCUAAGCUGCUGGAGGCGGAGCGGCAGCUGGGGGAGGUGCAUGGCCGUCUGAAGGAGCAGAGGCAGCUCUCUGGGGAGAAACUGAAGGACCGCGAGCAACAAGCCGCCGACCUGCAGAUCAAACUGUCCCGCUCAGAGGAACAGUUGAAGGAGAACAGCAGUAAGACAUUGGACCUGCAGCACCAGCUGGAGAAAGCUAAGCAGCAACACCAGGAGCUCCAGGGCCUGCAGCAGAACACUAACACCAAGCUGCGAGAGGCACAGAAUGACCUGGAGCAGGUGCUGCGUCAGAUCGGGGACAAGGACCAGACGAUCCAGAACCUGGAGGCCCUGCUGCAGAAGACCAAGGACAGCGUGAGUCAGCUGGAGGCUGAGAGGGAAGACCUGGUGGCCAAGAUCCAGGCCGGGGAGGGAGAGACUGCCGUGCUCAACCAGCUUCAGGAGAAGAACCACACACUACAGACGCAGGUCACACACCUGACAGACAAACUGAAGAACCAAUCGGAGAGCCACAAGCAGGCCCAGGACAACCUCCACAAGCAGGUGCAGGAGCAGAAGACCCUCCUGCGGGCGACACAGGACCAAGCCCAGGCUGUGGAGACCUCUAUAAAGGAAGUGAACACCCAGCUGACCGAGAGCAGGGAGAAGGUGGCCCAACUGGACACACAGUUGAAGGCUAAGACCGAGAUGCUGCUGUCGGCCGAGGCAGCCAAGGCAACCCAGAGAGUAGACCUGGAGAACCACCUGGAGACAGCCCAGCAUGCACUGCAGGACACGCAGCAGGAGCUGAGUAAGAGCCAGGCGUGUGUGGAGGAGCAGGGCCGGGGGCUGCAGGCGAGACAGGAGCAGUGUGGCCAGCUGGAGGCCAGUCUGAAGGAGGUCAAAGACAAACUACUGAUCUCAGAACAGCGUGUAGAGCAGCUGGAGGUGCGGGCCAAGAAAGCGGAGGCGGAGGGGGGGGAGCUGCGUGCUGCCAGGGAGCAGGCCCAGCAGGAAGUGCAGAAGCUCCAGAAGCAGGGGUCAGAGGUCAAGGGAAAGCUGAAGGAGCUGGGUUGCCUAUUGGAGACUGAGAAGGCUGGGACUGCUGCUUUACAGGUGGAGCUGAAGAGAAAAACCUCCUCCCUGAGUGACAUGCGACAGCAGCUGGAGCAAUGUGAGCAGGAGAAGACCUCCCUCCAGGCCAACUUGGACAAGCUAGCCCAGGAGGGGCAGGCGCAGCAGGCAGAGCUGGACAGGAAAGCCCAGGGCUUGGCCAGAGAGCUCCAGACGGCCCAGCAGGAGAAGGAGGCCCAGGGGAAAGAGCUGGCGGCGGUCAAGGAUGGCCUGGCUAAGGCCUACAAAGCCAUGAAGGACAGCCAGAGCCAGCUGGACAAGGAGAGGAAGAGCAGCAAGGCAGUUCUGGAGGAAAAGGAGAAGUCCCAUGAGAAGGCCAGACAGGAGCUGCUGAAGGCCACAGAGGCCACCACCAAGGAGAUGGCAGAGGUCAAAGGGCAGCUGGACAAGAUCAGAGAGGCAGAAAAAGGGCUGAAUAUGCAGCUGACUGCAUUAACAGAGCAACACACCAAGACCCAGGAGGCCCUGAAAGAGAAGGAGAAGGGGGUGCAGCAGCUACAGGCACAGCUGACGACAGCCCAGGGGUCCUUCAGCCAGGAAAAGAAGAAGCUGGAAAGCCAAGUGACCAAGCUGCAAGGAUCACAUGCCAAGAAGGCUGAGGAGGAGGGUCGUCUGAGGGAACAGGUGUCAGCCCUCGGCCAGGAUUUGAGCUCUGAGAGGGCCAGAACCACUGAGCUGCAGGAGGUUCUAGAGCAGAGUCAGCAAGGCCUGGCCAAGCUGCAGUCUGAGUACUACGGCAAGGAGUCAGAGUUGUCAUCUCUCAGACAGGACCUCAAGGCUUCUGAGGAGAGGCUGACCCUGUCCCAGGAGGAGUUAUCUGCUAACCGGGUCCAGCUGACUGGUCUGGAGGGGCAGGUGCAGGAGGUAAAGGCUGCCAGGGCCUCCCUGGAGCAGGAGCUGGCUAAACGGGACCAGAAGCUUGGCCAGCAGGAGACAGCCCUCAAAGACUUGCAGAAACAACAGGGUGUGACCCAGGAGGAGCUGCAGAAAGAGAGGAGCAGAGCAGAGGAGUUGAGCCAGACAAAGGCUGCCCUGGAGAAGGACACAACCAGACUGGGCUCUGAGCUGAAGGCACUCAGGGAGAGGAGUGACAAGGAGUUGAGGGAGCUGCGGGAAGCCAAGCAACUGUUGAUCCAGCAGAAGCUGGAGACGCAGUGCCGGGUGGAAGAGGUGCAGGCAGCCCUGGAGCAGGAGGAGACCCUGCACCAGGCCACCAGAGACCGUGUUACCCAGAGAGAGGAGAAGCUACGGGCAGAGACCCAGGAGAUCCAGGCCCAGCUGGCGUCAGAGCGUAAUGCUCGGGAGGGGCAGGCGAAGCGGGGAGAGGAGGCGGAGGCGCGGCUGGGCCUGCAGGUGACGGCGCUCAACGAGAACGUGGCCACGCUGAAGAGGGAGUGGCAGGGGAGCCAGCGGCACUGCGGCGAGCUGGAGAAGCAGACGGACGAACUGCGGGGCGAGAUCGCCGUGUUGGAGGCCACCGUGCAGAACAACCAGGAAGAGAGGCGUGCGCUGCUGGAGAGGUGUGUGAAGGGUGAGGGGGAGAUGGAGAAACUGCAGGCCAAAGUAGUGGAGAUGAGGAGGAAACUGGAUGAUACGACAGCCGCCAUGCAAGAGCUGGGCAGAGAAAACCAGUCACUACAGAUAAAGCAGUCACAGUCUCUGACCAGGAAGUGGGCAGAGGACCACGAGGUACAGAACUGCAUGGACUGUGGGAAAGGCUUCUCUCUCGCCAUUAGGAAGCACCACUGCAGACACUGUGGCAACAUCUUCUGUGCAGAGUGCUCCGCCAAGAACGCCCUCAUACCCUCCUCCAAGAAGCCUGUGCGGGUUUGUGAAACAUGCUUCGAAGAUCUCCAGGCCUGACACCCCUCUCCCCCCUCCCCCCCAGUAGCCCAGCAACGGCAUGUCUCAUGAUGUCCAUUUUCUAUGUGCAUUCAUCUGGACUGAGGAACCAACACCAGUCUCUCUAUGAACCCCCAUUGGACCAUGCGAAGCAAACAGACCUACUGAGCUUUGGAGAGGAGUAACCUGGUGAUGGGAUGGGAGUGCAGAAGAAGUGGCCAGUCACUAUAGGGACCGCUGGUCUUAACAAGAGGUUUAGCAGGGGUCUCGACGUCACACAAGAAGAUGGGAACAUAAUGGAAGAAGCACUGCAGACAUUCCUGAGCUAUAUGAUGGAAUAGGCCACAUCUGUAUAGUGCCUUUGCCGCUCCUGACCUGAAGUCGGUCAGAGUAUGGUAACAGGGAGAGCUCAACAGCAACCAUCCAUUACUCCACACAUCUAGCUCGAACGGCAGCCAUCUUGGUUUGGCAUUGUUAUCAUCUUUAGCAUUAACAAGACAGUUGACUGUAAGUUGGGUCUUGAAGGGUUGUGAAGGCAGGGGUUAUACCGACUAACGGGUUACGUUAACGAAAGGAUAUAGUUACCUUGAAAGGUGGAAAGCAGUGGUUCUGUUUGUUUUAGAAGUAUUUUGUUCACGACCAAAGAAUGUCUAACUGGAGGAGUCCAACAGUCCUGAGAGAUGGCAUGAUAUGAAGCUAAAUGGAAAGCCUGGAUUUUUCAUACCUUUAUUUAUUUCAAUUACUUUUUAAAUCUAUCUGAAAGCUUUGGAUUUCUGACUCAUAAGGUCAUACAUUUUAUCAAGAAUUCAGACAUCCUUGAUAUACAUCAGAUUUUUUUUUUCAAUGCUGCUCAUCUUUCUACAAAACUGAAUUACUUUUUUUUGUUUUUCACUGUCCACGUGGUUGGUUGCAUGUGCUUUUUCUGUCGCCUGUAUCCCAUUCAACAUCAUGACUACUGCAGGCAAUAACUGUCCACGUGUAUCUUGUGUGUAUAUGUGGUGCUUUAGGAAUGAAUGUGUAUCAGUAUGUGUAGGGCUGCAGUGUUGUCAGUCUGCAUGGUGACUGUUUAAACCUUCUCUUUAAGACACUUUUGUACAUGUCAAUGUUGAUUUACACUAAUUGCUAACUCUUUACGAUCUGUCAAACAGAACUGAUAACACUUAAAAAAUCUAGUCCUCAUUCAAGUAUUUUUAAUGGGGGAUUCUCAUGAAACUAGUUUUAAACAUCUGUAGCAAAUUGAGUUGCAAAAAUCAACUAUAAUUCUGGAGACAAAGUCCAGUUUUUGGCAGUGUUAUUUUAAAUAAAGUUGACAUUUUCACCCCAAAUUCUCAUUACCGAAAUGCAUCUGUAUUGAAUUCUGAGGUCAUUUUAUACUAGUUCAAGUGGACAUGUAUCAUUAUCGUAACACUUUCAAGUUUCUGUAAAUAAACUUUAUUCACUCAUGAUGCAUCAUCUAGACCAGGGUUUCCCAAACUCGGUCCUGGGGCCCCCCCUGGGUGCACGUUUUGGUUUUUGUCCUAGCACUACACAGCUGAUUUAAAAUAAUCAAAGCUUGAUGAUGAGUUGGCUAUUUGAAUCAGUUGUGUAGCGCUCGGGCAAAAACCAAAACGUGCUCCCAGGACCGAGUUUAGGAAACCCUGAUCUAAGGGUUUAACUUUAACUGAGCACAAGUUAAUGUAUCCGCUUAUAUGCCUUCAGAAUUAGGUUCUUAUUCUCAAACAACCCCUUUACCCCACUUGGUCUUCUCAUUACUGAUAUGGCUAAAAAGCUCAAAUUGGGAAAAAUCAGAACCGUUACCUUAUAAACAUGGAGGCAUGAAUGGGCUUUAGUGAUGUGGUCAAUUGUUUGCUGACUCAUAAUGGCUGUCUCCUAAUAUUUGCAGAUUGAGCUAAGGGCCUCUCAUUACCGAAACAAAUGUCUCAAUAAAUAUGGGGUGUAAAAACCCUGUUUAAAUUACAUCUAAGCCACAAUCAGCAGUUUGUUUCAGCAAAGAGCAACCCCACCACAACGGAGAAUAUCCCCAAUUUUGACAUGUGUACCUGUUUUCACACUUACCUGUACUGUUGUUUAAUAUCCCAAGACAGUUUUUGUUCCAUAUCGCACCUAUUUAGGCAUAUUGUGUUAUGCCGUUUGCCCAUAGGAUCCCAUUCAAUCCAGAAAUACAUCUAAAACAAAUGUACCACAAAUAUCCACGUCCUAAUACACCAAUAUUACUUGUAAAGACCUUGGAGAAAUAUAUUUUUUGCAGUUACAUUUAAGUCUGCUUUUGAAAAUACAUGCAUAUACAGUACUUAUACUGAAAUAAGUGGUAUUUUAGUCAAUUACAUUAAGAUCAGUGAUUUUAGUAUUAUGCAAGGAUUAUUUGGGAUUAACAAAUGAUGAAACUGAUUUGUUGGGUUACUGAAUCUCUGGUAGAGAUCAGCACAGGUUUUUCAAUGGCAAAUUAUGCAACACUCAUUUCCGAAACCUGCUCAUCAUUACCGUAAUGCGGAAAUGUUAGGACACAUUUAUGCAAUUUUGUCUUAAUCUGAUGUGUACAUAAAUGAAAUAAAACAAUUUGAAUGUAUACAAAAGUUAUUGAUUCAAGAAGGUUGUUACGGUAAUAAUAUUUUACGAAAUACAUUUUAAAUAUGUUUAACUCAGGCCUUUUCAUUAGGGAAGCAAUGUUAAAAAUAUUAUAAAUUGAUUUGUUUUACUUUUUGGGAGUUUAAAAAGUGUUGCGGUAAUGAGAAUUUUUGCAUUGGUAGUUGUAAAAUGCAUUAUCUGAUCAAAAAACAAGACUAAUAAGUAAACUACAUAUCCUAAUCUCGGUGAUCCAAGAGGACAUUUCUUUUUUAAAUGUCAGUUUCAUGAGAAUGACCCUGAAAACGGUGCCUUCAGAAAGUAUUCACACCCCUUGGGAUUUUCCACAUUUUGUUGUUAUAAAGUGGGAUUAAAAUAUUUAUUUGUAUUUUUUGUCAACGAUCUGUCAGAGUGGAAGUCAAAUUCUAACGUAUGUAAAAACAACGUAUGAAAAAUAAAACUCUUGAUUACAUAA